Hypoxylon fragiforme is the source of this 1729-nucleotide messenger RNA. RefSeq lists its product as uncharacterized. NCBI's taxonomy places the organism in Eukaryota, Fungi, Ascomycota, Sordariomycetes, Xylariales, Hypoxylaceae. The record is from RefSeq and is a predicted model, not a curated record. The transcript has a single exon. Bases 445 to 1557 code for a protein of 370 amino acids.
CAGGAAGUGGGUUCUUUCAACGUUGCCUCGUCCAAGGCCUGCAGCAACCUUAUAGACCUCCACAUAUCAUUGUUGUCCUUCUGCCACGAACCAACCAGCCUGCUCAGAGAGUGAGGCUAACGCCAGCUUAGCUGCUGCACCGUAUGCGUCUGCUCCUGCGCCUGCGUGUGUUAAUCAAUACCAAUCCCACGCCUGAUUUCUAAAAAAGAGUUCCUGCGUGUCUACUGAUUGUCGUGGCGUGCCUGCGGUCGAGUUCAGCUCCUCCAUUGUAUGGGCUUUUGGUGCGAGGAAUCCGAGCAAACCCUCCGUGGUGAUUCGCAUGUCCUCUCUCUGACAACAAAUUUCGACAAAUCUCGAGUUACAUCUCACUCAUACAAACCCGCUGGGUGGUACCACGUCCGACUUGUCUCAAUAUAGAUCAAGAAACCUGUUCAAGCAUGUCAAAUGGCCACCUGGUACGUCGGCGGGACGGAGAUGUCGCGCUCCUCGAGCGAUUCAUCUCUUCCUGGCGGCUCAUAUCGACAACCUCGUCGAUACUUUGACAGUAAUUCAUACCGCCGCACUAGUCAUUCUGGACUCUCCCAACUGCCGGACGACUUCGAAAUGCUUCAACCAUUCAAACGCCAUCGUCACACCAAUCAUUCUGAAGCCCUCGACACUAUGGAUUUUGAGCAAACUUUGACUCCCCCGUUUUUCAUCAUCAAGGAAGCGACCAUUGGACCUCGUGCCUCUGGCUUCGACCAGGUUGUCGCCGGAUCCGUUGCGAAUUCUCGCCAUCUGAAAACCACGACUUGGCGUGGAAUGCCUUGUGAGGAUUACAGGCGAAGAACGUUGGAUUCAACCGAGAUGAAGCAUUCGUCGCACACAAAAGAUAAAAACCACGAUGAAGCGGCCAAGCUUGUGGAAGCCGGCCUUGUGGGUUCUCGUCGUCGAGGCAGGCUCGCCCAGCACGAGAGGAUCUUGCGGAGCCUCAUCUGCCCCAAGUCACCGGAGGCGGAGUUUGACAUUGACGACGUAGCUCUACAAGGCAUCUUCUACUCGGUGAAUGAGCUAUUCUUUCAAGGAAGACUGAAGGGUCGCGUCUCUUGGACAUGGAGGGAUCUUCCGAGCUACCUCAUCGGCACGACGGCGCUGAGGAAAUCGCCUCUUACGGACAGCUACGAAACACUAAUCUUUUUGUCACGGCGGAUCCUCAAGGACAGGAAAUACAACCGGCGACUGCUCAUAUCGACCUUCAUUCACGAGCUUAUUCACAGCUAUCUCUUCGUUCUCUGCGGAUUCCAGUCCAGAGAAUGUGGCGGCCACACCAACGGAUUCAAGCGUAUCGCCGAACUGAUCGACGAAUGGGCCGGACCGGACCUUCUGUUUCUCUGCAACAUGGAAGCAGAGCUGAGCGAUUUCGAGACGAAGGUCGGGGCAAUGCCGAGAGAACCGGCUUUCGACGGCUGGGGGAUGCCUUGGUCGCACGACGCGGUAGCAGGGGAUUACAUUGUGCUGAAUCGUCCGCAAUGCAGGUUGAGGCCUGCUGCACGUUUACUGGAUCGGGGAUUACGAUGACAUGACCUGACCUGACCUGACUCGACCUGGCAUGUAGGGCGCCCCAAGGCCCCGGUUCCUCCCAACAACUCUGCGGCCCGGAGGCUGCCCAACGUUACCCCGCAUAGGGCUAGACUCUUUGUCUUGUCCAUGUAUUCCUCUCCUUUACUCCCUACGUAUGUAUGUAUCCAUG